GAGAGAGAGACAGAAAUGGGUUUCUCCGAGCCUGUCGUUUCGCGAGUUUCAGCGAAGGAGUCGUCGGAGGAAGAUCAUGGGGGUGUCGCAACUCAAGAAUCACAGGUGCCCGUGUCGGGAAAAUGGGAGGGAGAGAGCAGGAGAGGUUCCAGGAAGAAGGGGAAAUGGUGGCGGAGGAAGAGGGACAAGGUUUCUCUUGAAGGGCAUGUGGAGGGGAGGGAGGAGGAUGAGGAAGAAGAGGAGGAGGAGGAGGAGGAGAAACAUGGGGUAGUCGGGAUUAAGGAGUUUAGGAGGACGAAGAGCCUCACGGAUGUUGACCUUCAUGAACUGAAGGGCUGCUUGGACUUGGGCUUCGGGUUCAGCUACGAGGAGAUACCGGAGCUCUGCAACACCCUCCCUGCUUUGGAGCUCUGCUACUCCAUGAGCCAACGGUUCUUAGAUGAACAGAAGCAGCCUUCCUCCUCGGGCUCUUCCUCAGCAGCGUCCUCCGAUGCAGGCUCCGCGGUCGGCAGCCCCAUCGCUCAUUGGAGGAUCUCCAGCCCUGGAGAUCGCCCGGAGGAUGUCAAAGCUAGGCUCAAGUUUUGGGCACAAGCUGUAGCUUGUACCAUCAGGCUAUGCAGUUAGCAUCUUUCGUAAAAUUCACACCCGAACGUGUACAUACCUACAAAUAUAUGUUUUAACCAACCAUGGUUUAGGGCUUUUAGCAUCAGGAACCUUAGGCUAGUGGUGUUUUCCGGCCUUUAGUUCAUUGGGGUUGCUCGAAUCUGCAAAAUUCCUGUUAACAUCGCUGCAAAAAGGUAGCAGUUAGCUUAAAUGGCAGCGCAGUAGAAGAUGGAAGAUUCUCUUCCACCGUGCCUUGGACGUGUACCUCUAUAAUUAUUGAGAAGAAGCAUCAAACUCUACUCCAUUUCUAUAUCUAAGCUCUGGGGAGUCAUCUACUGAUCUCAACUGUGUUGGAUAUACAUAAAUUUGCAAGAUUUCCCCAAGCCUUUCUUGCAAGAUGUCGGCAAUUUUGGCGUUGGCUGCACCUCUCAAAGAUUGGAAGAAGCACAGAUAUGGUGAUUGAGAAGUAUCAAACGUUUCGUUUCAGGUUCAUGGAGAUUCUUGGCUUACCUGCUUAGGUAGGAGUUCGAAUCAAUUAAGGUUAAGUUCAGGGAACAGAGUCUGAAGGCUGUGCUCGGAUGAAGCACUCCUGGCAGGCAGCGAAUGUAGAGCAGUAGAAGGAAUACAAACUGCUGAAAUAAACGCAUAAUGUAACCCCGUUUUUGAGUCAAUCAAUAUGGAAAAUCUAUGCAUGAAUUACUACCUGUUUCU
Molecule: messenger RNA, 1314 nt
Organism: Nymphaea colorata (pocket water lily)
Lineage: Eukaryota; Viridiplantae; Streptophyta; Magnoliopsida; Nymphaeales; Nymphaeaceae
Exons: 2
Coding region: 16-624 (202 amino acids)
Source: RefSeq, a predicted model, not a curated record